Symbiodinium pilosum is the source of this 489-nucleotide messenger RNA. The record is from the annotation of a GenBank genome assembly. NCBI's taxonomy places the organism in Eukaryota, Dinophyceae, Suessiales, Symbiodiniaceae.
AUGAGGACCGUCCUGAUCCCUCCCAACUCACACACGCUGCGACAUCUGGCAAAGAUGCAAGACCAACAUUUGCUCCAUGCCUUGUUCGUUGACGUGCCAUGGGCUAUGUUCGGGAUUGUCUUAGAGCAGCAGCAGACACCUUCUCUUUUACAGAAAGGCUAUGUCUUCAUUGCGGACGCCUCUUCUUGUCUGUGCUGCAUGUUUUGCUCGCUUGACACUCCAGAAGAGAGGGUUUUGAUACAAUGCCAAAAGAAAACAUGCCACCUCGAUUGUAGCAUAAACAGGGUUCGGACGCAGACGCCGGACACGUGGCGGAGGCAUAAUGAUGGCAAAGUCUACCCGGAUGAAGCCAAUGACGUGCAUCCUGAAACCGCAGACCCUAAAGCUUAUUCCGAUGGUGCAAGCUGCACGCAGCGCAAUGGCCGGCCUUAUGCCAUCAAUGCGUUUGAGGUCGCUUGUCGAUUGGCUAUGUGGCCGUAUGUAAAUUGA